Lucilia sericata (common green bottle fly) is the source of this 1049-nucleotide messenger RNA. RefSeq lists its product as uncharacterized. The record is from RefSeq and is a predicted model, not a curated record. Bases 99 to 1034 code for a protein of 311 amino acids. NCBI's taxonomy places the organism in Eukaryota, Metazoa, Arthropoda, Insecta, Diptera, Calliphoridae. The transcript is spliced from 7 exons.
AAGAUUCUCAAAAUAAGUCAUUAAAACUUCAAGAUAGUAGAAAUGUUAAAUCGUUGCAUUUCAAUAAAGAAGUCCAAUUUAAUAUUUCCCGAAAUAUUAUGAGCUCAAACAGCAAAGAUGGUGACGGAACGCAAAUACAAAAUGCAGCUAAAGUAAAAAAAUUAAUAGAAAAACGUAAGAAGAAAAUUCUACGAAGAAGAUCUAAAGUGAAAAUUCUAAAAGCUUCCCAAAUGAAAUGUAAACGUUGUAAGUCCAAUAAACUAACUGAUGAUCCAAAAACUGAAAACUUUAUAAAUAAAACUGUUCUGCAAACAACGGAUUUGUCGAUUAAGAAAGGUUCUUCAAAAAUGGAAAUUCCAGAAUUAAACAAUAAUCCAGGUAUUUCACAAUCUCACAUGCCACCCAAAAAAGUUCAUGUCGAAUUUAUGGAAUCCCAAAACUUAAAAGAUUUUAAUCUUAACAAGACUCCAACUUUAGAACUCAAUAGAAAUAAUUCUAAACAGAACGUAAUCGAAAUUAAAAUCAAACCAAUUAAUUUAAGUGACCGAAAGCCUUCAAAUGUAAAGUCGAUAGAGUUGAAUAUUAAAAAUACUAUACACAAUUUGGAAACUCAACAUUUAACGAAAUCAAAUUAUGAUUAUCAAAAUAAAAAGAUGUUAAAAAGUGGAGACAAUAAUUCAGUAAAAGUUCCAAUAGCUGAGGACCCCAUCAUGGCAAAUGAAAAUUCUCUUAAGUCUAAAAAAAAUUCCUUGCAUAAAGCAGUUUCUAACGAUAUUUCAAAACAAAAUAAUAGUACAGUUACCAAGAAAAGUGAAAACAUAAGAAUAUUAUACCAGGCCCAUCCGAAAAGAAAAACCAAAGUAAGGAUUCCAAAACUCAUGAAAUCAGAAAAAACUACAAGGACAAAACCUUACGAAGAAGAUAAAACGAAAAAAGUUGCAUUAGCAAACCAACCAUCUAAUGUCCCUUCACAACGUAAGGGAAUCUUAUUUCCCACCGAACCAGGUGAAUUUCUAAACUUUAAAAUACAAUAAAAGAAUUUAACCACG